Molecule: messenger RNA, 5890 nt
Organism: Strigops habroptila (Kakapo)
Lineage: Eukaryota; Metazoa; Chordata; Aves; Psittaciformes; Psittacidae
Gene: BAHD1
Product: bromo adjacent homology domain containing 1
Exons: 7
Coding region: 379-2895 (838 amino acids)
Molecular function (GO): chromatin binding
Source: RefSeq, a predicted model, not a curated record
GCAGGAAGGAGGACGGAGGGGCGAGCGGCUUGCGGGGAGUUCGCGGCGGCGGCGAGCGGCGCCUCCCCCCGUCCCCUCCGGCUGCUCCCCGCGGCCCCGGCGCCCGCCCGCUCCCUCCCUCCGCCGCCCCGGCCUCUGCGCGCCGCCCGCCCGGGCCACGCCGGAUCGCGACGCCCUGCGGCGAGGGCGGGCGGCGGCGGCGGCGCCUCAUCCCCAUCCCGCAGCCGAAGAGGCGGAGGAGGAGGCGGCGCUGACGCAGCAGCGUGGAGCCCGGGACUCGGGCGCCCCGGGAGGGCUCCCGUCGCUGGAUCUCUCCCCAGCCGGGGCCUGCGGCAGCCCCGCGGCGCAGGAGCGCGCCCCGGAUUGGACAUUGAUCCUAUGACGCAUGCCCGGAAGAAACAACUUUUCCUUCUGAAACAUCCAGCUGGUUCUGCUGGCCGAGCUUCAUCACCAACAGGCAGCAGGAGGAUGGACAGGACCAGCGCGGAGUGUGGAGAGCAGCGAGAUGGAGAUGCCACCGAGGCUCCCAACUGUCCCAGUGGGUUUGUGGGGCCCAACAAAAGUAAGACCCUGCAUGAGGUGCGAAAGACGUACCCGCUGCGGAGGCGGCUGCUGCCCUCCGUCAACAAGAAGACCUGCAAAGUGCUCCUCACCAGGCUGGAGGACGUGGCAGGAUCCCUGUCCAAACAGACCCAGAGCUGUAAAACCAAGGACCUGCCCAGCUGGAUGGAGGGUUUGGGACCUGCUUUGUUCUCCGAACAAGUUCAGCCUGUGGGAGCAGGGAAAAGUGAUUCAUCUGGGGAAAAGUGCACAAUCACUUAUCCAGGGACAGAGCAAGACCUGGAUCCUGCUCCGUCAGAGCCCCGGAAGCGCCGGUUGGCCUCGCUGAACGCCGAGGCUGUGAACAACCUGCUCUUUGAACGGGAUGAUGGCUUGUUGUCCAGCAGGCGAUUCCGGAGGGACUCCGUUAAAACCAGUGCAGACUGUGCUGGUAAGAGUUUGCAAUGCAAAGCUGGGGACAACUGGCCCGCGCUGGAAAAACCAGCUGUGAAAGCAGGUAAAGGCAAACACCGGCAUGAGCCCAGUCAGAAAUGCAAUAGUUGUGACCAUUCGCUGGAUGAGGUCUUUGAUGAUGGGACAAAGAGGGAGGAUGGUGCCAUCUCCCAUCAUCCCACCCCAAAGAGACUGGCCAGCCUGAAUGCUGUGGCCUUCCUGAAACUGACCCAUGAGAAAGACCAACCCUUGAAGCCCAGGAGUAAAUUGGAUGGAGAGGGCAAAUCCGAGAACCACUGUUCAAAAUCCACACUCAAAUGGGCUAAAGCCGCUAGGAAGAAUUGUGUGAAAUCCAAGAAGGAAUUGGCAAGCUUAAAACUGGAAGGUCAGCACAGCUGGCCAGGACAUGCUCUGGGUGCUCUGGGAAAAGGGGAGCAGCGGGACUCCUCGAGGCUCUAUGGGACAACAGAACCUGUCCCUUACGAGUCACUGUCCAGCUCCUAUGCUAGCACCAAGGGUUUCUACCACAGACUGCCUUUGCUUAUGGGUGGGCAAGCUUCCAUGAAGCCGGAGUAUGGAAGACCUGGAGAGAAAUCCCCGACUCCCAAACAGGAAUUUCAUCAGCCUUCCUUCCCCGUGCAGCAGUUCCCUCCUUUGCCAGUGCCUGGAAAUCACACGGAUUGUGGAUGUCUCUAUGAAUCCUCGGAUCUGACUCCCUUGAAUGGGUUUUACGUUUAUUAUGGCCAAAGUGGAUACAGUGGCUACUCUCACUGCUCCAUUUACCCCAAGGAGGAGCUUUCGCAGUCUGCCACCUGCGAGGGGCUCUUGGUAUCACCCAGUUCCCUGCCGUCAGGUGCUCACUUCCAGCCACUGCACUGGUGUAACUCUCCGUACUGCUGUGGAGAAGGGACGGCGCUGAACACUUACAGCCUCUGUGGGGUCGUGCACGUGCCCGAGGGCAGGAUCAGCAGCGUGCACGCAGGACGGAACAGCUACCCCUACAAAAUGCCUUUUGCAGCAGAAGGCUGCAAGUCUCUGGACCAGCUGAACCUCACAAUCCCUGUGGCAGGGCACCCCGCGUCACCUGCCCACCCGCUCUCAGGAUGUCCUGUACCCAGCGUGCCACCAGCUGCAGAACCCGUUCCUCAUCUGCAGACCCCUAACUCUGACCCUCAGACCAUGGCCCGAGAAUGUCCACAGAGCUCAAAGCCUCCCAGCGGCUCCAAAUCCGGGCUCCGGAAUACCACGGGCUGUCUCCACGCCUCGGACAGCAAAGCAGCAGGAGGCCAUUCCCACCCAAAGCAGCAGCGCAUCAGCAGGAGGAGAGCUACCAACGGCUGGAUUCCCGUGGGCACAGCCUGUGAGAAGGCUGUCUAUGUGGUGAAUGAACCAGAGCCGGCUGUUCGCAAGAGCUACCAGGCUGUGGAGAGAGACGGGGAGAUCAUCCGGGUGCGAGACACUGUCCUCUUGAAGUCAGGACCCCGCAAGAAAUCCAUGCCCUACGUGGCGAAGAUAUCGGCACUGUGGGAAGACCCCAAGACAGGGGAGCUGAUGAUGAGCCUCCUGUGGUACUACAGACCAGAGCACACGCAGGGGGGCCGCAACCCCAGUAUGCACCAGAAUGAGAUCUUCGCAUCCCGGCAUCAGGACGAGAACAGUGUUGCCUGCAUCGAGGAGAAGUGCUACGUGCUGACCUUCGCAGAGUACUGCAGAUUUUGUGCCUUGGCAAAGCGUCGAGUCGAAGGGAUCCCGGGCAGGAAAACCAUCAUGGUCCCUCCCUCGGAGGAGUAUUCCACCCCCCUGCACCGCAAGGUGCCCGAGGACACCGACCCCGAGCUGGUGUUCCUCUGCCGUCACGUCUACGACUUCAGACACGGGCGCAUCCUGAAGAACCCGCAGUAGCACGUUCCCCAUUGGAGCGCGGGCAGGAGGAGCAGCCCCGGAAUGCCGGCCCAGGCGGAUGAUCCGGGAUAUCCGAGUGCUCCUGAUGCCCUCCCUUGUGCUGCUUGCAGACGAGAGCGCCCAGCGCUCGUUCCUCGGACUGAGACGCGUGUGCAGGAGCGGAUCCCUGAGGAGGAAGGCAGCAGUUGAAAGCACAGCACUUCAUUAAAAGCAUAAAUGAAUAUAUACGUAUAAAAUAAAUAUAUGUAUAUAGAUAUAGGUACUUGCAUAUGUAAAUCUAUAUCUAUAUAUGUAUCUAGAGAUGCAUAUAUUGGGAGGGGUUUGCAGGGGAUGAAAGCCAGUAACUGAAUGCAGAGCCAUCGCUGGUGGGAUCGGUGGAGAGGUGCAGGAGGGAUGCUGUGGUGCGUUGGACAAGUCAAGCUGUGACAGCUCUGUGUUUCAGUGCCCUGACGUGAAGUGGGAGGACUGAGACCUUGGCAGAGCACAGGAGAGUCCCCUUUGUCCUGCUGUGAGGAUUCCCAGUGGGUGAGAGCUGCUUCAAAAUACAGCCGUUGCUUUGGGAGCUGCCUGGAUGCAGUGGCCUUGUGUCAUGCUUGAAUGAGUUUUGCUCCAUCAGAGGAAGAGAUGACCCUGUUUUCCCUCGUCUUUCUCCUCCCUCGUCUCCCUGUUCUGUCUUUCACCGCCUGGACUGGGGCCUGGCAGCCAGGCUUGGAGACCUGCCCCAUGGCAGAGCAGAGGGAGCUGCAGGAUCAGAGGCUUCACAUCCCAGAGCGGUGUUACAGAGAGCUGCACCCCUGUCAGGGUGCCCAACCUCAUCCAGGAGGACCUCCUGCCCCAUAAAGCCAGCUCUGAAGCUGGGAGCUCACAGAGUGGGAUCUGCUGGUGAGAACCGUGUUCCCUUCCAACUGUUGCUCUUCCUCCAGGGGCUACAGUGCUAGAAGUGGGUUUACUCUCUCUUCCCAGUUUGUUUCCCUGUAACAUCAUUUUCAGUUCCAGUUUAACCCCACGUGGUUCCGGUGUGAAGCAGCUGGAGGGGAAAUGACAAACCCUUUCCUUGUGUGUUCUUGGCUUUUUUCAACAUCACCUGCUCCCCUCAGUGACUGUCCUGCCCUGGGUGUCCUGGGAAGCCAUCAGGAGCGCUGCCUUGGAGCUCUCCCCCUCCAAACCCAUCCUGGUGUCCGAGCAAGCUCACCAAAGUGGCUUUGUGGCUCCCGAAAGGAACUGAGCAUUGGUGAAGGUUCACAUGGGCACAUGCAGCCCGAGCCCCACAGAUAUUGCCUCUUGCCUUACGUGUACAGGUCCUACAUAGACCUUGGUUUAUCUUCACACCAACUGUUGGAGUCGAUGCUAAAGUAAACCAAAGGACAGUGUCACAGUCUGAGUCACUCGCACCGAGCUGGGCGGCCGCGUUUCGAUUGCACUAACAUGAAGAAGGAGGAUUGACACCAUCUCAGCCCAUGUUCCUGCUGCCUGGAGUCACUCAUUGAAAGUAGGGAUCUGCAUCUUUCCAGCCUUCUGGGGCUCCUGAACUCGUGUGAAGUGUUCAUACUGCUUUAAUGCUGUCCUGCCAGUGGAAGCAGCACUACCUGGACUCCUCAUGGAUGCAGCACACUGGGCUCGUUGGCUCUGACCACUGCAUCCCACCGGGCCUGGAGAGAAAACCCCACAGCAAGUCCAUGACAUGGAAGUGGUUUAACCCAGGAGUUCUCCAGAGAUCUGCUCUACAUACCAAAGAGGGGAACGUGUCUAGAAGACGAUGACUGGAGAGGAGGUGACACGGUGGGCAAGCAGGGCAGGCACCUCCCGGCCAUCGGUGGAUGAUUCCCACUCAGUGUUGCAGAAGAUGCUGGAAAAGCCCCAUUGAUCCUUGCCUGCAAAGCCCAAGGGACAAUACCCAGCUCCAGGAGGUUUGCUCCUUGGUGUGCAAGCAGGAAUUGGCGGGUGAAGCAUCUUAUCUCAUUUAUACCUCAAGAUACUGUUAGUGUCAAAGUAAUUGCUCAGAUUUCUCCUUAACAAUUAACUUGGGCACUGGUGGUCUCUUGGAAGGAGGCGGUUGGGCUGUGGAUGUGGUGGUGCUGUGCUGGGAUGCGAGUCGGGAGCGCUUCUGGGGUGGAAGUGCCAUGGGGAAGGAAGGAGGUGGUGGAGAAAACGGUCUCUGAUGCUGCAGGGAGAGGGAUUGGGGUGGGAGGAUGCUGGAGGAGCAGAGCUGCUCCUGCCCAUUGCGGAUGAGGGGUCAUCAGGGGACGGAGCAGCUACCCCCGGGGCUGUGGUGCACAGCAGUGGUGUGCAAGGUGAUGGAAGCCCUAAAUGCACACGCUUGACUCCUGAGGGACUCCCUGGCACCCGCCUGAAGCAGGGAAGUGCCUGCGGCCGCCUUCCUCUAGGAAAAGUGCCCUCAGGGGCAGGAUGCUCCAAGAACCCACCUGAGCGAUGCUGCACAGGCAGGGCAGGGCUGAAACUAGCCUUGGAACCACAGAAUCCCACUGCAGCUCCAACCCUGGCCCCUCUUCCCCCUCGUCCCACCUGAGUCCUGGCUCCUCUCCACGUAGAAGAGAACUUGUACUUGCCCUGGGGCUGGAGGGCACAAAUCCUGCCUCUCCUCCUAUUAGACCCUGCUUUGGGCCGAGAGUGUUGGUCAAGGUUCAUGUGGUUGCUUAUGCUGUUGUGCGAACAGCAUGUAAAUGAAUGGAAAUGUCUUAUCCAUAAUGAAAAGAUUUCCUGCUUUUUUAAUCUAUUAGAUAUGGAACUAUUUUUUGAACCUGAAGAGAUGCAGUCGGUAGAAUUUAAACGGAAGCCGUAAUACACGUAAAAUCUAUUUUAGUUGAGAAUUUUGUAACAUGCACUUUUUUGUGUCUCUUCCCUGGCUCCCCAGAUCUGUAUUUCUGUGUUUACAGAUGGAAUGGGAACAUUCCCGAGCCCUCCUCCGGUCAGAAAGAGAUAUUAGAAGUAAUUCCUACAAAAUAAAUUUGAAGAAUGGUAUUGAUUUAGAAAACGA